UACUCAAGCAAAGAAGUAGUAACCAAAUAUAGCAGCAUCAAGCAAGGGGCUAUGGCGAAAUUAGGGUUUGCAACAUACCUAAUGCUGCUAUGCACAAGCAUGAUCAUAUCCACUGCCUCAGCGCAAUGCCAAGGCGAUUUCCAAGGGCUGAUCCAGCAGUGCUCCAGAUUCGUCCAGAAACCGGGCCCUCAGCAGAGCCCGUCCCAAGGCUGCUGCAACGUCGUUAGAAACGUGGAUCUCCCGUGCGUUUGCCAGCAUGUAACCACCCAAGUUGAGAACAUAAUCAGCAUGGAAAAGGCUGCAUUUGUUUCAGCAUCCUGUGGCAAGCCACUAGCUCAUGGAACCAAAUGUGGCAGUUAUACAACUCCAUGAGGAAUUGAAGAGCAACAACUGAUGCAGUGAUCAUCUAUAAUAAAUUAAGGAGAGUUUGUUGCUUUCAAUCAAGUUGUAUUGUUUGAGAUUUAUAUAUAUAUAUGAAUUAAGGGUGGUUGUUCUAAAUUAAUCUAUAUGUACUGAGAUUUAUCUUGAAAAGAUAAUGUUUUUUGGAACAAGGUUUUAACCCAUAUAGUCAUAGAAGAUGUUUCAAUUUAA
Molecule: messenger RNA, 591 nt
Organism: Salvia miltiorrhiza (redroot sage)
Lineage: Eukaryota; Viridiplantae; Streptophyta; Magnoliopsida; Lamiales; Lamiaceae
Exons: 2
Coding region: 52-372 (106 amino acids)
Source: RefSeq, a predicted model, not a curated record